This is a messenger RNA of Phyllopteryx taeniolatus (common seadragon), 1967 nucleotides long. RefSeq lists its product as uncharacterized. The coding region runs from base 270 to 1193 and encodes 307 amino acids. NCBI's taxonomy places the organism in Eukaryota, Metazoa, Chordata, Actinopteri, Syngnathiformes, Syngnathidae. The transcript is spliced from 5 exons. The record is from RefSeq and is a predicted model, not a curated record.
UGGCAAACAAAGCUGGACCAAAGUCCAUCUGGACAUUUCAAGUGCACGAAUGAGGAGGUAAAAGCAGCAGCAGACCAUGUCAGAAGACAGGCACUUUCUGUUGAAUGGCAACACUUCAUCAGAGCAUUUCUAAGUGUAUUUGUAUUUUCUAUUAUCACAGUCUGUAAUUGAAAUAAGACUUCAGGACGAUUGCCAGAUGGCUCUCACCUUUCCCACCUCCGACUCUAGAUAAGAACGCACUGCAUUAACUGUUGGCGACCUUGCGCAGAAUGACAGCGUGCCUCUUGGCUGAGAGGUGGAGGACUUGGAAAUGGUACAUCCCCGCCGUGAGGACACUUUCCUCCAACCGUGCCCUGAAACCUGUGGUGCCCACCCUCGGCGCGGCGGUCGUCUUCUUGUACGGCUUGACCGACAAGCUCCGCUCGUUUGUGGCGGGCAUCUUCCUCCCCCAGUACCACUACCCGUACGUGGUGGCCCUCUGCUUCGGCCAGGUCCUGGUGUCUGUGUUCUUCUUCAAUCUCCUCCACGUCCUGGGCGUGGCGCCACUGAGGCAGUACAGUCAUCCACUGGCAGAGCGCCUCUUGGUGCCGUCCAUCUGCAGCAGCGCCUAUGCCACGCUCACCAUGUGGGCCGAGGCCAGCAGCUCGUACGCUGGUCUCUUCCCGUUCGCCCUCCGGCCACUACCUCUCAUCACGGUGGGCCUGAGCUUUGUGCUGAAGGUGACAGCGCCUCCCUCUGUCCACACUUCCAUCCUUGUGUCCAUCUUGACUGGGUUGGCGCUGGUCUUCACAGACUGGCGUGGUAUAUCAGACGUGGAGCCUCUGGAGUACAUGUAUGCGCCUCUGGGGGUCAUUCUCCUCAGUCUCUCCCUGACUUGGCUGUCCAAAGUGUCUGAGGCCGAGCACCGCCACCUGCCUACGGACAACCAAUUCUCCGCUUUGGACAUCUACUACACUCUGCUGGUGAACCAGUGCUGGCUGCUGGGCCUUCUGUGGACGUUGCACCCGGACGGCCCCCUGCUGUCGCUGAGUCGGGCCAGCUGGCACAGCCUGCUUUUCCACGGUUAUCUGCUCGCCAUCUUGCUGCUAGGGAUGCUCCUCAACUUUGUGCUUGUCAUGACAGCGCUGUGCAUCUCACCGCUGGCUGCGGCUCUAUUACACUCGGCCAGGGAACUGUUGCACCCUUUUCUAUAGGUUUUAAAUUAUGGAUGGAUGGAUGGAUUAUUUAAUAUUUAUUACCUCAGUCAAUGAGGUUAUAGUCCUACCAUCUAUUAUUUGCUGGGCAGGGAUAUACAUGGGCCUUCAGUGGGGACUUACCCGACUUCAUACACCUCUUAAUACCGUCACUGUCACAUUACAAUUAUAGAAACAAUCAAUGCUAUACAAAAACACAAUAUAACAGCACAAUCUGUGCCACGUACAUCAUCGGGAGCAGUAUUUAUCUAACAACAAAACAUAAAAAAAUACCCAUACCAAACAUAAAAAAAUACCCAUACCAUACCCACAAGAGAUGCUAAUUAUUCAAUGUUUUAAUGUGUGCAGUUUGCUCCAGCCAUGUUUUGCUAGUCGAACCAGAUGAUGGAAAAGUGCUGAUGUCAUCGAGGGCCACUUAGCUGGCCCUGUGAAGACGAAAAUGAAAUCUGAUUGGCAAAAGAAACAGUCCCAUUAGAAAUAUAUAUGUAGUUUAAGCAUUGUUAAUUCGGAAGGCUCUGAGCAGAUUAGAUUGACAUGGCAACACAGAGGCUGAAAUCUGACUGACAAGAAAUUUUAACAUUCACAUGUACUGUAAGCAUUACAGCCAAGAGAAAUGUUAUGAAAUGAAGAGACACUGUUGGCAAAAAAUCUAUGGAAUACUGUAUUAGAAUUUGGAUUGUAAAUGUUGGUCAGUGCUUUUGAUUUUGUUCAGUCCAGCAGAGAAGCCCUCGCUGGCCUGGAAUACCCACUGGUAAAAGAAAGUUUUAAAACAAG